This is a messenger RNA of Ctenocephalides felis (cat flea), 685 nucleotides long. Its product is annotated as translation machinery-associated protein 16 homolog. Bases 53 to 655 code for a protein of 200 amino acids. Gene Ontology annotation, cellular component: nucleus. The record is from RefSeq and is a predicted model, not a curated record. Lineage: Eukaryota; Metazoa; Arthropoda; Insecta; Siphonaptera; Pulicidae. The transcript is spliced from 5 exons.
AUGUACACUGCGUCUGUCUGUACUGUACAGUGCGAGAACUUGUGCAUCUGCAAUGCGCGACGACCAUACAUCAUUUUUACGAAUCUUUAGUACGAAUUUCAACGAAGCAGCUCGAAACAUAAAUAGAGUAUGUAUAAACGAUGAAUUCUACAAAACAAGUAAUGAAGAAAAGGGUAACUUAAAAAAAGAGAUAGCUAAAUGUAAACAUCCAAACAGCAGGAAAACUAUAGCAUUAAUCAAGAAAGCUAAAAAAUUUGAAAGUAAGGAAAAAGUUAAAUUGGGGCAACAUAUCAAACAAAAUCUUCUUGGAGAAAAGUUAACCUGGUUCAGAGAUAAUUUGGAGGAUACUGAAGUUUAUACCUCAGCUCAAUUAGACGAAUUGUUUGAAAAAUAUUUGUCAAGAUUUGAUGAAGAGCUUGAACAGAUAGCCUUAAAACGCUCAAUUGGAGGACAUAGAAAUCAUCAGCAUGCUAGUAGGCAAGACACAAUUCGAAUGACUUUGGAAAGGGAACGAGAAGAAUACAUGGGAUGUGGAAUAGAAAUGAUUGAUAUUCGAGACCCCGCACAGCUUAAACAACUUCGAAAUUGGGAAGGAGAACUUAGAUUGAUUAUAAACUUUAAACUUAAACGAAUUGCGAAGAAACAUUUAUUAUGAUUUCCAUGUAUUUAUAUUUGUUAUAACAUU